Messenger RNA from Lutra lutra (Eurasian river otter), 1771 nucleotides. Its product is annotated as pancreatic alpha-amylase. Gene Ontology annotation, biological process: carbohydrate metabolic process. Gene Ontology annotation, molecular function: alpha-amylase activity; cation binding. Bases 150 to 1736 code for a protein of 528 amino acids. The transcript is spliced from 11 exons. The record is from RefSeq and is a predicted model, not a curated record. Lineage: Eukaryota; Metazoa; Chordata; Mammalia; Carnivora; Mustelidae.
AAAAGAAUUAUAGAAAAUCUAUAAAGUCCUAAAUUCAGUGUUUUUUUUCCUCUUGCUGAAGAGAAAGCAAAACAAAUGUCUGAUUUUUGUUUUUCUGUAAUUGAAAAGACUGACCUGUGGAUUUGAGAGGUUGCUGAUUUAAAGAAGUGAUGUGGAAGAUAAAUACUUGCUGGAAGAAAUGCUGGCAACUUCAAAGCAAAAUGAAGGUCUUUCUAUUGCUUUCAGUCAUUGGGUUCUGCUGGGCUCAGUAUGCCCCAAAUACCAAACCUGGACGGACAACUAUUGUCCAUCUGUUUGAGUGGCGCUGGAUUGACAUUGCUCUUGAAUGUGAGCGAUACUUAGCUCCAAAAGGAUUUGGAGGGGUUCAGAUCUCUCCACCCAAUGAAAAUGUUGUGAUUAAUAACCCUUCAAGACCUUGGUGGGAAAGAUACCAACCAGUUAGCUACAAGUUAUGCACAAGAUCAGGAAAUGAAUAUGAAUUCAAAGACAUGGUGACUAGAUGUAACAAUGUUGGUGUCCAUAUUUAUGUGGAUGCUGUAAUUAAUCAUAUGUGUGGGAAUGGUGUGGGUGCAGGAACGAGCAGUACUUGUGGAAGUUACUUCAACCCUGGAUAUAGAGAUUUUCCAGCAGUCCCAUUCUCUGGUUGGGAUUUUAAUGAUGGUAAAUGUAAAACUGGAAGUGGAGAUAUUGAGAGCUAUAAUGAUCCCUAUCAGGUCAGAGAUUGUCGUCUGGUUGGUCUUCUUGAUCUUGCACUGGAGAAAGAUUAUGUGCGUUCCACAAUCGCUGAAUAUCUGAACCGCCUCAUUGACAUUGGUGUAGCAGGGUUCAGAAUUGAUGCUUCUAAGCACAUGUGGCCUGGAGACAUGAAGGCAAUUUUGGAUAAGCUGCAUAAUCUAAAUACAAAGUGGUUCUCUGAAGGAAGUAAACCUUUCAUUUACCAGGAGGUAAUUGAUCUGGGUGGUGAGCCAAUUAAAAGUAAGGAGUACUUUGGAAAUGGCCGUGUGACAGAAUUCAAGUAUGGUGCAAAACUAGGCACAGUUCUACGCAAGUGGAAUGGAGAGAAGAUGGCUUACUUAAAGAACUGGGGAGAAGGAUGGGGUUUUAUGCCUUCUGACAGAGCACUUGUCUUUGUUGAUAACCAUGACAAUCAGCGAGGACAUGGAGCUGGAGGAGCAUCUAUUCUUACAUUCUGGGACUCUAGACUGUACAAAAUGGGAGUUGGAUUUAUGCUUGCUCAUCCAUAUGGAUUUACACGAGUAAUGUCAAGCUUCCGUUGGCCAAGGUACUUUGAAAAUGGAAAAGAUGUUAAUGAUUGGAUUGGGCCACCAAAUAAUAAUGGGGUAAUUAAAGAAGUUACUAUUAAUCCAGACACUACUUGUGGUAAUGAUUGGGUCUGUGAACAUCGAUGGCGUCAAAUAAGGAACAUGGUUAUGUUCCGUAAUAUAGUUGAUGGCCAACCUUUUACAAACUGGUGGGAUAAUGGUAGCAACCAAGUAGCUUUUGGAAGAGGAAACAGAGGAUUCAUUGUCUUUAACAAUGACGACUGGUCAUUAUCUUUAACUUUGCAAACUGGUCUUCCUGCUGGCACAUAUUGUGAUGUUAUUUCUGGAGAUAAAAUUGAUGGCAAUUGUACAGGAAUUAAAAUCUAUGUUUCUGGGGAUGGAAAUGCUCAUUUUUCUAUUAGUAAUUCUGCUGAAGAUCCAUUUAUUGCAAUUCAUGCUGAAUCUAAAUUAUAAAACUUGAAAUAAAUAAGUACACAUACUCAGAGAAA